AUGAUUAGUAUUGUCUUUAAUCUGAAUGUUUUUCGUAUUUCAUCAAAAGAUCAACCAUUAUUAGUUCGUAAAAUCUUAAAAUCUAUUUGGUUUGCAACAUCACAUACAAAUCAAAUUCGAAAAUAUCGUUUAAAAUCGUUUGGUCGUUCAUCAAAUGAACAUACAUUUUCUAAAGAUCAUGGUGAACAUCAAGGUGAACAAAUUAGUGUUACUGAUUAUUUUGAAGAAAAAUGGAAAAUUCGUUUACGUCAUCCACAUUUACCUCUUGUGGAAUUAUAUAAUCCAGCUGAUAAAAAUAAAUCACAUUUUUUACCAAUGGAAUUAGUUACUGUUGAUGAAUGGCAACGAAGUUUAAAACCAUUAACAACUGAACAACGAGCUAAAGUAACAAAAAAAACUGUUGUUAAACCAGGUGAACGUUUUGGAAUGAUUCGACGUGUUGCUGAUGAAUGUCGUUUUGAUCAAGAUCUUUAUUUAGAAAAAUUUGGUAUUAAAGUUCAUUCUAAUGAUAUGUUAAUUAUACCUGCUAGAAUUUUAACACCACCUGAAAUAAAAUAUAAAUCAUCACAAGAUGAUCAACGUGAUGUUAUUGAAAGAGUACAAAUUGGUAAAUGGUAUUUAAAUAAUCAUUUUAAUAAAGCACGUGAAAUACGUGCAUGGGCUCUUGUUCUUGUUAGCCAAAAAGAACCUGAUGCUAGACAAGUUGGUUUAGCUAGAGAUUUUGCAAGUAAAAUUCCACAGGCAAUGUCAAAAUAUGGUAUUAGAUUUAAUUCAGCAGCUAUUGAAAAAUCAGAUGCUGCUGUACCUGAUAUUAUUUUAGCUCGAAUGAAUGAACUUAAAAUGUUAGGAUGUGAAGUUAUUAUUUAUAUUCUUAAUCAAGUUGGUGAUGAUAUUUAUCAUGUUAUUAAAUUUUUUGGAAAUGUUAAACUUGGUAUGGUAACCCAAUGUACACGUUUUGAUAAACUUAUGGCAAAUAGUGAACCACGUAAAAUGGAUAUGUAUAUUCAAAAUUUAGUACAAAAAUUUAAUGCAAAAUUAGGUGGUAUUAAUCAAUUAGUUUCGUUAAUGCGAGCAUUAACUUCUCCAUCAUCUCGUACAGAUAUUUUUAUGUUUUUUGGUAUUGAUUGUACUCAUGUAACAUGUUCACGUGAACGACCAUCAAUUGCUGCUAUUAUUGGAUCAAAAGAUUCAACAAGUACACAAUAUGUUGGUCGUGUUAUUCAACAAUAUUCUCCUAAAGGAAAAAUAGCAGUUGAAAUAAUAAAAGAUCUUCAUAUUUAUGUUGGAGAAUUAUUACGUGAAUUUUCUAAUCAUAAUACUCGUUUACCAAAUAAACUUGUUUUUUAUCGUGCCGGUGUUGAUGAUGGAUCAUUUCAAAAAGUACUUGAUAAUGAAGUACGAGCUAUUCAAAAAGCAUCUAAAGAACUUUAUGGUCAUAAUGAAUUACCAAAAAUUUGUUUUGUUAUUGUUAAAAAACGUCAUAAUACACGAUUUUUUACUUGGGAUAAACAAUCAAAUCAAACAAAUAAUAUUCAACCAGGCACAGUUAUUGAUACAGAUAUUGUUUCACCUAAUGGAUUUGAUUUUUAUCUUAAUUCUCAUGCAGCUAUUCAAGGUACAUCAAGACCAAUGCUUUAUCACGUUUUAUAUGAUGAUAUUGGUUUUACACCAGACGAAAUUCAACAAUUAACAUUUUAUUUAUGUCAUACGGAUGUUCGAUGUACGAAAUCUGUUUCUGUUCCAUCACCUGUUCAUUAUGCAACACUUUGUGUAGCUCGUGGUCUCAAUCUUGAUUAUGAAGGACAAAUGUCUAAUGAACAACGAAGUAUUGCUGCUUCUGAUAUUGAAGAAGGAAUUUUAGAUGAAAAUGUUGUUGUAACAUUAGAUGAUGUUCAAACAAUAAAAAUUGACUUUAAUUCAUCAAUUGAGAAUACAAUGUGGUUUGCAUAA
Molecule: messenger RNA, 1950 nt
Organism: Rotaria sp. Silwood2
Lineage: Eukaryota; Metazoa; Rotifera; Eurotatoria; Philodinida; Philodinidae
Source: the annotation of a GenBank genome assembly